Molecule: messenger RNA, 1398 nt
Organism: Seminavis robusta
Lineage: Eukaryota; Bacillariophyta; Bacillariophyceae; Naviculales; Naviculaceae
Source: the annotation of a GenBank genome assembly
AUGUCGAUACCAGUGCAAACAGCGUCGAGUGAUGAGGAAAAGCUGCCAUUGACCGUCAAGGAUGAGGCACAGCAACAACCAAAGGCCAUUUCCCCCUCCAUGGGUAUCUGUACCACGAGAUACCUGAUUCUGGUGGUCCUCAAUGUCAUGCUUGCCUUGUUUGUGCUCUAUGUGAAUCUAGCCAGCACUGGUCCUUGUGGCGACAGUAUCGCGGAAAUCAAGACGGCCGUGGUGGAUCACAAUAGUGAGGCCACUGUAGAAGUCAAGACUGCCGUGCUGGAGGAGAGCAGUGUGGCUGCUCCGUCUACUACUACAAGUACUCCACCAGUUGUUGAUAUCGAAGAUGCAGAAAAGACUCCUGUCAACGAACCCGUCUCGUCACCAGCACCGAAACCACCACCACCCAAAAUCCAGGUCAAUUAUGUGGACUAUAUUCUAUCCAGAAAGAUGACCAAUAUCUGCUUAGUCCAAGGAAGUGGACUCUGUUCCAAUAUCAUGAACAUUAUGGGACAGAAAAUCCUCUUUACGGAUAAAGGCCGGGGGUUCAUUGUGGAUGAUACUCGUUACAACUACAAGUGGAAGGAUGGAUCCACGGGAGUGCUACGUGGAUUCUUCACCCCUCAGUUUCCCGUACUGGGUGAGGGAGAGUGGGAUCAUGUCAUUCGACCUCGCUUCCACACAAACAUUAUGGAUGUGGUGGUCGGUGUGGGCAUGACUGGAUUGUACAGAGACAGAGAUCAGAAAAUGGAAGUGCAGUGGUGUCCUGGAGAACGCUAUCGUGGAUUCUUCCCUCCCGUCUAUGGAACGACCGGAGAGGAGCUCUAUAAUCGCUUUGUGAAAGAAGCAUGCGACAGUUUCCUGUUUAAUGACGUUGCCAAGCAGGAAAUCAAGGCAGUCAGGGAUCAGCACAAUAUUCCAGACCUUCGUCAGAGCAACUCGGUGGCCUUUCAUGUUCGAAGGGGUGACAAGCUCAUUGGCGAAUCAGCCUUGUUUCCUGGAUCGGUCUAUGUCAGCAAACUAUUGGAAGUUAUUACAGCAACAACCAAUCCAAAAAUCGACGAUUGCUUUAUAGCAUCGGAUGAUUUUGCUGCCGUGGCAGAAAUCAUUGAAAGCUUGGAGAAACACAGAAUCCCAUGCAAAAUCCACAGCCUGACAAACAAGGAGGAACAUGGCAGUGACUUUCGUUAUCAGAGGAAUGGUCCGACAGACUUUGAGUCAACAAUAGAGUUCUUGACAGAAAUGUCAUUGAUGGUUGAUGCAACAUACUUCAUUGGGACUUUCAACUCAAAUGUGGGAUCUGUUGCCUCUAUCAUACGAAAAUGCCAUUAUCCAGAGGCACCACACUAUGCCAAUUCUUAUGGUGUAGACCAAGACGAAUGGUACUACCGACUUCAUUAG